Raphanus sativus (radish) is the source of this 1330-nucleotide messenger RNA. Its product is annotated as phytochrome-interacting ankyrin-repeat protein 2. Gene Ontology annotation, cellular component: cytoplasm; nucleus. Bases 635 to 1162 code for a protein of 175 amino acids. Gene Ontology annotation, molecular function: protein binding. The transcript is spliced from 2 exons. NCBI's taxonomy places the organism in Eukaryota, Viridiplantae, Streptophyta, Magnoliopsida, Brassicales, Brassicaceae. The record is from RefSeq and is a predicted model, not a curated record.
CACACAAAUAUAGUAAACAAAGCUCAUCUUCUCUGUGUCUUCUUCUUCUUCGUAUAAUUCGAUUCGAUCUUCGACGAGAGAACCCUAGCGCAAACUCUUAUAGAUUCCUCAGCGAGAAGAAAAUCUGUAAACUCCGAGCUUGAGUUCCCCAAGAUCUUUGGUGUUUUUGAUUCAACAGUGUUUAUCUACUUGCUUGAGAUUUUGGGGGCUAAAGUCUACACAGUUCAGUAUCGAUGUGCUCCACUAGGAUGAUGAUCCCUAAUCAUUAGACUUUUCAAAAGUUGAUGCUCAUGUUCUCACCUCUGUCUAUGGCUUUUACUGUCAUCCUUCAAAAGCUUAGUGUCUUUGGCCCUGGUCUGAAUCCCUCUUUCCCUUACUGCAUCGCCAAUUACUCCCGUUAGUUACCAUAACUCUGCCUCCUUCAGUGGUCCCUGCUUCUUGAUAUUCUUGAGUGAGAUUUACACCAAACCAGAUCAUGUAAAUCUGGUGCUCUCUCAUAGCAUAAAGUGUAUUCCUUCUGACUGAGUUCUUCUUUGAUUAUCACCUACCUGAGUCUCCUAGUUCUACUGCACCAAACACCUGCAUCUUAAUUUCAAAAGCUAGCUCUACUUUGCCUGAAAGCUUAGACGCAACAAUGCUCCAAGAAGAGGCGGUUGGAUUCUCUCUCCGGCGCAACUCCUUUAGGCGCCGAUCCCCAAGAUCAAACGUUGACGACAGGGGAUGGACUCCGCUCCACAUCAAAGCCAGGAAAGGCGAUCUGAAGUCCGUCAAACAGCUGCUCGACCAAGGGUUUGACGUGAACGCUCUGGCUUGGGGACCCAAAUCGAAAGGAGUCACUCCGCUUCACCUUGCUGCCGAGGGAGGUCACAUCGAAGUCAUGGAUCUGCUCCUCGAGCGCGGGGCCAACAUCGAUGCCAGGACGUGGGGCUCAUGCGGGUGGACACCUCUCCACGCCGCGGCCAAAGAGAGGAAGAGAGAAGCGGUGAAGUUUCUGGUGGAGAACGGCGCGUUUCUGCCUGAUGACAUAAGUGAUACGAGAUUCAAUCCGCCGGUGCAUUACUGUCACGGGCUGGAGUGGGCGUACGAGGAGAUGAAGAGGCUUAACAGCGAGUCUUCUUCUUCUUCGUCUGGUGGAGACACGUCUUGCAGUUCAGAGAACUGAUCUUUGUUGCUGUCUUUUUGGUCUACUUUUCUGAAAGUCUUGCCGUUGAGAAAAAUUUGUCAGAAACUCUAAAGAAUGUUAUGGUUUGUGUUUGGUUUUGUAUCUUCUACUAUAUGUUAAAACUGGUAUAAUAAAUCUUGUGUAUCUCAACUUCUGUUUGAGAACGAA